GACCUCCGGGAAUUUGAAAACCACUUCAAAAUCUCUUGACCUUCAAUUUUUUUUUUCUUUCUUUUUUCUUGUCUUCUUUUUGACAGACGAUCAACAAUCAUGGGAAAGAAGCAAAUGAAAACAAAUAUACCUGGAGCAACACAACAACAUUUGCGAAUGAACUUUUUAUAUCAAGCAGCCAAUCUUAUGACUACAUUAUCUGAUCCAAUACCUUUACAAACAAAUCAACCACCGCCCUUAGAUACAACAACCAAAUCAGUGCAUCGUCGACGUAUUCAAUGGCAAGGAAAUCAAGGACUCCAUCCCUUAGGAAGAUAUUACAAUACAACCAUGAAAAAAAUUGGCAAACGGAUGGUGUUAAGACUGGAUCCUCAUAUCAAACGUAGCAUAUGUAAGCGAUGCAACAAUACAUUGAUACCCGCCAUGACCAGCAGUGUUCGUAUACAAUCCCGAGCUCAAGCCAUCAUGACGACUUGCAAUACCUGUGGACAACAAAAACGAUUAGGAGCUAGUGCUGAUUAUCAAUUAUUCAACGAUCGACGGGAUGUACAUUAUAAUCGAUCCGCCAGUGAUAAUGACGAUGAUGAUGAUGAUGAUAAUGGCAAGAUAGCGGAAAAUCAAGUAACUGUCAAUACUACGAAUCACAAAGGAAAGGGACGAACAUAG
Molecule: messenger RNA, 666 nt
Organism: Halteromyces radiatus
Lineage: Eukaryota; Fungi; Mucoromycota; Mucoromycetes; Mucorales; Cunninghamellaceae
Product: RNAse P Rpr2/Rpp21/SNM1 subunit domain-containing protein
Exons: 3
Coding region: 100-666 (188 amino acids)
Biological process (GO): tRNA processing
Cellular component (GO): nucleolar ribonuclease P complex
Source: RefSeq, a predicted model, not a curated record